Messenger RNA from Diorhabda sublineata, 3064 nucleotides. It is a transcript of the gene SF1, whose product is annotated as splicing factor 1. The record is from RefSeq and is a predicted model, not a curated record. Gene Ontology annotation, biological process: regulation of mRNA splicing, via spliceosome. The transcript has 9 exons. Bases 146 to 1819 code for a protein of 557 amino acids. Gene Ontology annotation, molecular function: mRNA binding; zinc ion binding. NCBI's taxonomy places the organism in Eukaryota, Metazoa, Arthropoda, Insecta, Coleoptera, Chrysomelidae. Gene Ontology annotation, cellular component: nucleus.
AAAUACAUCAAUUAUCAAGCAAGCUGUCCAUGCAUAAUAUUAAUGAAGUGUACGCUACAUAAAGUGAAGUUUUAAAUCGAUUUGAACAAUUUUCGAAUUGUUAUAUUAGUGGAGUGCUACAGUAUUUAGUUGAUAUUUGAGUAAUAUGGGGUCGUCUAGACGACGUGAUCGUUCUAGAUCUCGAGAUAGAGACAGAAGAGAUAGAAAACGUAGCCGUUCCAGAGACAGAUAUCGUGAUAGGCGUAGGGAGCGAAGUCUAAGUCGGGGACGGGAGAGAAGGCGUGAAAGGGAGAGAUCUUUAACACCCCCAGAGCCUGAUGGUGAUAAAAUGAUUGCAGAAACUCUGGCGACACUUGCAGCGACAAGAAACUUUGCUAGUCUAAUUUCCAAAGAAGGAGACGGAAAUUCCAAUAUGUCCACUGGUAGUAGUGAGGACGAAAGGAGGAAAAAGAAACGUUCCAGAUGGGGAGGAAGUGAACAUGAAAAGAUUUUUAUUCCUGGAAUGCCAACCAUAUUGCCCCAGAAUCUGAAUAAGGAUCAAGAACAAGCAUACUUACUUCAGCUGCAGAUCGAAGAAGUCAGCCGUAAACUACGAUCCGGGGACUUGGGGAUUCCGGCCAAUCCGGAAGAAAGAUCCCCUUCUCCCGAACCGAUUUAUAGCAGUGAUGGGAAACGUUUGAAUACAAGAGAAUUUCGUACCAGAAAGAGGCUGGAAGAGGAAAGACACACCCUCGUAUUGAGGAUGCAAUCAAUCAAUCCGGAAUUUAAACCACCCCUAGAUUACAAACCACCUGUAACUAGGGUUAGCGAUAAAGUGAUGAUACCCCAAGAGGAACACCCCGAAAUAAAUUUUGUAGGUCUACUGAUAGGACCUAGAGGAAAUACGUUGAAAACAAUGGAAAAGGAAACCGGUGCUAAAAUUAUUAUCCGUGGAAAGGGUUCCGUUAAAGAAGGAAAGGUUGGAAGAAAAGAUGGACAACCACUUCCCGGGGAAGAUGAGCCAUUACAUGCUUAUAUCACCGCUACUAAUCCUGAAUGUGUUAAGAAAGCAGUCGAAAGGAUCAAAGAAGUCAUAAGGCAAGGAGUGGAGGUUCCGGAAAAUCAAAACGACCUCAGGAGAAUGCAAUUAAGGGAAUUGGCUCAAUUAAAUGGUACAUUGAGGGAAAAUGAUGGUAUGAGAUGUAAUAAUUGUGGCGCUACUGAUCACAAAUCUUGGUUGUGUCCGGAUAAACCCAACAUUACAAACAGCAUUGUUUGUUCGAGUUGUGGGGCAGCGGGACACAUCGCUCGCGAUUGUCGAUCGAAACGUCCAGGUCAAGGUGGACCGCCCUUACCCGGAGUAGGAGACAAGGCCAAAAUCGACGAAGAAUACAUGUCGCUGAUGGCCGAAUUGGGCGAAGCGCCUCAACCGGUUUUCGCCAACAAUGGAACUAAUCAACAACGUAAACCGCAGACUGGUUUCAACGUAUUCGAAAAUCAACCGCCGCCGCGUCCUUUAAUGCCUCCACCGAUACCUUGUCCGCCCAUGCCUCUCAUUAAUGGUAAUUUACCACCGUCGGCGUGGCCAGGUCACGCCCCGAUGCAUUGGCCACCAGCACCACCUCCGCCAACAAUUCUACCGCCUCCUCCACCACCGGGCGCGUCUAGCCCUCCUCAAAAUUUAAUGCCGACGUCGUGGGCGCCAUCUCAACCCCCACCGCCGGGAGCUCCUCCACCGUUUACGUCAUGGCCGCCGAGUAGUUUCCCUCCACCGCCUCCUCCAGGCAUCGACGUUAAUUCGCUACUUUCUUCACCGCCUCCGCCGCCGCCACCUUCUUAAACUAAAAUAUAUUUUAAAGAAUAUUUUGUAAUAGUCCAGGAAAAUUAAAUGAACAGCAUUUUUUUGGUAACCGGAUGAUGGUGUUUGUAAUUGAAAAUAUAUCGACACCCCCCUCUUUUUGGUUUUUAAUUGUUAAUUUUGAAAACGUCAUCGUUCAAUCUAAAAGUCUUUUUUCGUCGUUUGUAGUAAACCACAUCUCGAAAUUUUCAGUAUUGAUGAAAUGAACACCGAUUGAAAUAAAUAUACAAGGUGGCGCAAUGAAGGCACUGCUCUAUUGGAAAUUUUCCUCGGUACUACUGAUGUCAUAGUUGCCAUUCCAUCACGGUUAUUUUCCUUGAGCUAGCUAAUCGAGGUGAUUAUUACCAUAGACUCUGUGCUAGGAGUAUUCCAACAAAAUAAAGUCGAGAAGCAUCAAAUCUGGAUUAAAAGGGGCCAUGGAAUGGGAUCACCAGUUUCCAAACAUCACAAUGCACAUUCUGUCACUUUAGGACUAUACAGGGAUUUUGACGGUUUACAAACUCAGCGAUUGGAAAUAGGCAACAUGAGGGAAAACGAUUGGAAAAUCUAUUGAGCUUUUCCUAUUUGUCUCAUUUUGGUAUUAAUUGCCGUAAGACAGCGAGUAGACAAGCAUCGAUCUUCUCUCUUUUGUCCUACAUUCGCUUGUGGUUUGAACGUCGAAUCAGCCUCUUCGCAAAAUGCGCUCCCAGGGGGUUUGUCUGCGAGUCUGUCAGCUAUUUUGGUUCCCACCAUUCCAUGGUAAUUUUAUUUUUCUUGUCUAGCUCGUUUAGAUUUGUCCAGGAAUUCCUAAACUAGUUUGAAUUUCAUGAUAUUGGAGCUCAAAGUUUCCUGUUUGCGAUGACUUCUAUCUAAAUCGAACCGGAUACAUUCUUCAUUCUGCUUGGUGGGUUACUCAAGCUUUCAGAGUGUUUGGUUCUGGGCCCCUCUUCCAGUUCCAUCCGUUGCUUUAGAACCGUCCGUGUACCAUUUGUUGGUAUUUCCUGUUUGGUGUUCUACAGCUUAGUAUUGAGGUUUCAUCAAGUUUGGUCAUUUAAGAGAGUUCCAGUACCCUAAGGAAAUAAUACAGGAUUGAUAUAUUUUCAAUUAAGGAUAUAAUUUGACGAAAUCAUUUUUCGAUUUUCAAUUUCCUGGACUAGAAGAAGGAUGUAAUAGUUUUUUUUAAUAUAAAAAUUAAUUUUAUAUAAACAAGUGUAGAUUAAAUGAAUAUAUAUUGGAUUAGAUCUUAAA